This is a messenger RNA of Effrenium voratum, 1254 nucleotides long. The record is from the annotation of a GenBank genome assembly. NCBI's taxonomy places the organism in Eukaryota, Dinophyceae, Suessiales, Symbiodiniaceae.
AGUGUAGCUGUACAUCUCAAUUGUUUCUUUCCCUGCUUGUCCCCCUUUCUUUCUUUCCUUGGAACAGAUCCCCAUAUCUCCCAUGCAUUUCUCCAUUGACUCCAGGAAUCCUAGUCAUGAUGCCAAGCACCUCCUUCGUGGGCGCGCCGAGCUGUGCGGACGGUUUGUGAAGGUCGGGGAUUGCCACCACGCAUUCCGCGAAGAGGCGCGCGCAACAGUUCACGCAAGAAGAGGGAUUGUACUUCGAAUUCGGUCCGAGCACCUUCGACUUGCUCAAGGUGCGUUGUCCGGGUUCUUCUCCGCCUGAAUCAACGCGUUGAUGGCUUUGGCGCCCGGAAGGCGUCCAGUAAGAUCAUGACGUUCUUCUCGGCCUUCUUCUCGAUCUCCUUCAUCCAGCUUACCCACUUGUCGUGCCUCUCAAACUCUGCAGUUGUCUGGAACUCCUCAGAGCUCCUCCACCUUCUCGAUGACGAGGGUGGUGCAGAUUUCGCUCGCAGUAGCUUGGUGCUUCCGCGAUCUCCUUCGCGUAAUGCAAGCAAGAGCGAGUUUCAACGGUGCCCCGUACUCGCUCAGUAAGUCAUCAACCAGAGUUAUGGUGACAACCUGCGGCCUGUCAUGGCGGGCAAGAGCAGUGAAUCAUCGUCAAGCAGUCGCUUCUCGUCACUCUGCAGCAAUUCAGGCUCGUAGUCCUCAUCUGACGCAUGAUUCGCAGAAGGGAUUUCGGUAUCUGUGUGUAAGCAAAUGAGUUAUGGAAUUGGCGUCCUUCUUGAGGACUCCCACUUUCCUCUUUAAUCGUAGGGCGAUGCCUGUUACUCCGAAGUUUACCAUCACUCACUAGGUACGGGAUGUCGUCCUUGACCUAUUUCACCCGUUUGCUGAUGCACGUUGACAUGGCGAAAACGUUCUUCGGUGAUAAUUCACGAUGAUCACUGCUUUUGAACUUCUUCUCGUCGACGUACACGUACUGAUAAGGCUCACUCUCAGGGAAAAAGUGCAUUCAUUUCCUUUCACGCACCCCUUCGCCGAUUUGAAGUGGUACCAGCAGGGGUCUUCCCGAUCUGCCUUGAUCUGUUAGUUCCGGAGGUCCUCCUCCGCCACCAGCGAGGCUCAACUGACGUCGACCCGCUCCCUGCCAUUGGAUCACCGAAAGACGGAAAGUGGAUCGAACCUGGCAUCAGCGAUGUCCCUGAAGCUCAUGCAUCUCCUCGAGGUACUCAUCGUACAUUCCCUUAGCUGUCAACCUCCAGUACUCAG